AUGGAUGGAGAAACACGCACAUACCUGGCUGGCUCGCCCAGUGGCGCCCUGCAGCGCCGGACGGCCCUAAUUGCACUCGGCGCUCUUGAGGUACUGGUCCGCAUCACCCAUUCAGGCGUCUGCGGCACCGACGUACACGACCGCACGGCCUCGUGCGGCCUCGGCCACGAAGGCGUCGGCGUCGUCCACCGUGUCGGGAGCGAAGUGACGGCUGUGCAGGUCGGCCAGCGCGUUGGUCUCACCUUCCAAACUCAUGCCUGCGGGUCUUGCCCCGAAUGCAUCGCCGGCUACCGCCAGUACUGCCACAAGUCCGUCGGCCAAAAGUACGGCGCCGAGGAGCACGGUACGUUUUGCGACUACGCCGUCCGCCACCAGGACUUUGUCAACCCGAUCCCCGACGGCCUGCCUUCCAACUUUGCGGCGCCGCUCGUCUGCGCGGGCAUUACCGUCUACGAGGCGCUGCGGGCGGCCGACGUCACGGCCAGCGACCGCGUGGGCGUCGUCGGCCUCGGCGGCCUGGGCCACUUUGCGGUGCUCUACGCCAAGGCCAUGGGCUGCGCCGUGUCGGUGUUUUCGGCGAGCGACACGAAGCGGGCGGACGCGCUCGCCAUGGGUGCGUCGGCGUUUCAUGUGCUGAACACGACGACAACCGCGGGCGCGGCCGGCACGCCACCGCCACUGGCGCUGGAUGUGUCCUCCAAGGUGGACGUCCUGCUUCUGUGCGGCGGCGCCGUCACCGACUUUGGCGUGUACGUUGCACCCUUCUUUGCGAGAUCGCCUCUACAGCCAGUCUUGGUACGACGGACAAUGCUGACAAACAGUCUUCUUCCUCUUCUUGCACGCCGUGCCCGGGUCGUGCCGGUUGUCAUACAGACCAAGGACAUUACCGUGCCAUACAUGCCGUUCAUAUUGCCGGGCAUGAAGAUUAUCUUCAGCUUAGGUGCCACGAGACAAAACGAGCAGGACGCCCUCAAGUUUGCGGCGCGCCACAACAUCCGGCCGUGGAUCCAAGAGUAUCCCAUGUCCGAAGAGGGGCUCACCGAGGCCUUUGUGCGGUUGGCCGACGGCACGAUGCGGUACCGUGCAGUGCUGAGCAAGGAGCUGGGCAAUGCGUUUUCUGCGUAG
Sporothrix schenckii 1099-18 is the source of this 1125-nucleotide messenger RNA. Its product is annotated as NADP-dependent alcohol dehydrogenase. Bases 1 to 1125 code for a protein of 374 amino acids. The transcript is spliced from 5 exons. The record is from RefSeq and is a predicted model, not a curated record. NCBI's taxonomy places the organism in Eukaryota, Fungi, Ascomycota, Sordariomycetes, Ophiostomatales, Ophiostomataceae. Gene Ontology annotation, biological process: alcohol metabolic process. Gene Ontology annotation, molecular function: alcohol dehydrogenase (NADP+) activity; zinc ion binding.